This is a messenger RNA of Anolis sagrei ordinatus, 550 nucleotides long. The record is from RefSeq and is a predicted model, not a curated record. Lineage: Eukaryota; Metazoa; Chordata; Lepidosauria; Squamata; Anolidae.
AUGGGGAAUUCUAUGUUAUCUGAGUCCAGGUUGGUUCAUCAGGUACUUUCCCCCCACCCUUUCCCUCCUCCUCUCCUGCAGCUCCUGCAAGCGGCUACAAACUACCGCAACGGGCACACGGGUCAGCUCUCGGCCAUCACGGCCUCCUUGCUCUUUGCAGGGUCCUUGGCGCGGAUCUUCACCUCCAUCCAGGAGACAGGUGACCUGCUCAUGGCCCUGACCUUUGGGGUCUCCUCUUUCUGCAACGGUGUCAUCAUGGGGCAGCUCCUCUACUACUGGAACGUCCCAGUCGACAAGCACAAGAAGGCCUAGGAGCCGACCGGAGAGUCUCGUUCCGCAUAUCAAGGCAGGGAGAGAAGAGGCCUCCCAUCUUCCUUCCGGCUGCUCUAGGAACACACUGCUCUCUAUCCAUGCGCCCUGAGCCAAGGGACGGUGCUGCCUGCUGUGUUUGGGAAUCAAUGCUGCCUCAAUGGGACUUGAGAGAUGGAAAAAGGAAGGGGAAAUCACUGUACGGGUUUUAAUUUUACUACGAAAUAUAACUCUCCCGCAU